CUCACCGAGCCAACUCGACGCCAUUGUUGAAGCACUCGUGAGCUCCACUUACUCAGUGCUGCAGCUCACGGGAACAAGUUCCUAGUCGAAGCAGCCGCGUCUUCCUUCCUCGUAGCUCGCGACUCAGUUGCCAACUCGGGAAUGGCUUCUUCGGAAGCUGAUUCCCGUCUGAACCCGGUUGUCGUCCCUGCACUCGAGAAAAUCAUCAAGAACGCGUCGUGGAGAAAGCACGCGAAACUCGCUCGCGAGUGCAAAUCCGUCAUCGAAACUCUCACCUCGUCGCAGAACCUCAAAUCGCCACCUUCCAAUGACGCCGCCGAGCCCGAGGCUUCGGUUCCAGGCCCGCUCCACGACGGUGGCCCCGUCGAUUACUCACUAGCCGAGUCCGAAUUGAUCCUCGGCCCUCUCAUUACUGCCGCCAGCUCCGGCGUCUUGAAGAUCGCCGAUCCUGCCGUCGACGCCGUCCAGAAACUCAUCUCCCAUGGCUACCUCCGUGGCGAGGCGGACGCCGCCGGAGGUUGCCCCGAGGCGAAGCUGCUGGCAAGCCUGAUUGAAUCGGUGUGCAAGUGCCACAACUUGGGCGAUGACGCCAUGGAACUGCUGGUGCUGAAGACGCUCUUGUCCGCGGUAACCUCGUUUUCAUUGAGAAUUCAUGGUGAUUGCUUGCUUUUGAUUGUGAGGACUUGUUAUGAUAUAUAUAUUGGUAGCAAGAAUGUGGUGAAUCAGACGACGGCAAAGGCGUCGUUGAUUCAGAUGAUGGUGAUUGUGUUUAGGAGGAUGGAGGCAGAUUCGUCCUCGGUUCCAAUUCAGCCCAUUGUGGUGUCUGAAUGGAUGGAGCCAGUGGAAAAAUCUGAUGUGGAUAACUCGAUGACACAGUUUGUGCAGAGUUUUAUCACCAAGAUUAUGCAGGAUAUUGAUGGGGUUUUGAACCCACCUAUGCCGAGUAAGGUUUCGGCAUUGGGUGGGCAUGAUGGUGCCUUUGAGACCACGACGUCGGUGGAGACCACAAAUCCGGCGGAUUUGUUGGAUUCCACUGACAAGGACAUGUUGGAUGCCAAGUAUUGGGAGAUCAGUAUGUACAAGACAGCCUUAGAGGGUAGGAAAGGGGAGCUUGUGGAUGAGGAGGGGAUCGAGAGGGAUGAUGAUUUGGAGAUUCAGAUUGGGAAUAAGCUGCGGAGGGAUGCAUUUUUGGUGUUCAGGGCUCUUUGUAAAUUGUCUAUGAAGACGCCCCCCAAGGAGGCAUCUGCUGAUCCACAGUUGAUGAAGGGGAAGAUUUUGGCUUUGGAGUUGUUGAAGAUUUUGCUCGAGAAUGCUGGAGAUGUCUUCAGGACUAGUGAAAGGUUUUUAGGUGCCAUCAAGCAGUACUUAUGUUUAUCAUUGUUGAAGAACAGUGCUUCAACUCUUAUGAUCGUUUUUCAGCUAUCAUGUUCCAUUCUCAUCAGUCUGGUAUCAAGAUUUAGAGCUGGAUUGAAAGCAGAAAUUGGAGUCUUUUUCCCCAUGAUUGUUCUCAGGGUUCUAGAAAAUGUUGCUCAACCUAAUUUUCAGCAAAAGAUGAUAGUGCUUCAUUUUCUAGAAAAGCUUUGUGUUGAUUCACAGAUAUUUGUAGACAUUUUUAUCAACUAUGACUGUGAUGUCAAUUCAUCAAACAUAUUUGAGAGGAUGGUCAAUGGACUUCUUAAAACUGCCCAAGGUGUCCCUUCUAGUGUAAUGACCACAGUUUUGCCACCUCAAGAGGCAAUACUAAAACUUGAAGCCAUGAAAUGCUUGGUUGCUAUUUUGAAGUCAAUGGGAAACUGGAUGAACAAACAAUUGCGUAUUCCAGAUCCUCAUUCAGCAAAGAAAGCUGCAGCAGUUGAUAAUAGCCAUGAAGCUGGAGGUCUUCCCACAGUAAAUGGGAAUGCAGAAGAGCCAGUUGAAGGAUCAGACACUCAUUCUGAAAUCUCAAAUGAGGCAUCUGAUGUUUCAAAUAUUGAGCAACGCCGGGCUUAUAAACUGGAACUUCAGGAAGGUAUAUCACUUUUUAAUAGGAAGCCUAAGAAAGGAAUUGAAUUCCUCAUCAAUGCCAACAAAGUGGGUAAUUCACCAGAGGAUAUAGCUGCUUUUCUUAAAGAUGCGUCUGGGUUGAACAAGACUUUGAUUGGUGAUUAUCUGGGAGAAAGGGAAGAAUUAUCCUUGAAAGUAAUGCAUGCCUACGUGGAUUCUUUUGAAUUUAAAGGGAUGGAGUUUGAUGAGGCUAUCAGGGUCUUUCUUCAAGGAUUUAGACUGCCUGGUGAGGCACAGAAAAUUGAUCGAAUCAUGGAAAAGUUUGCCGAGCGUUAUUGGAAAUGUAAUCCAAAAGUCUUUUCUAGUGCUGACACAGCAUAUGUUCUUGCAUAUUCUGUGAUACUGCUGAAUACUGAUGCUCACAAUCCCAUGGUGAAGAACAAGAUGUCUGCUGAUGAUUUCAUAAAAAACAAUCGUGGCAUAGAUGAUGGAAAAGAUGUACCAGAGGAAUACUUGAGGUCCUUGUUUGAGAGAAUUUCUAGAAAUGAGAUCAAAAUGAAAGACGUUGAUCUGGCACCCCAACAAAGACAGGCUGUGAACCCUAACAGACUUUUAGGCUUGGAUAGCAUAUUGAAUAUUGUGAUCCGUAAGCGUGGGGAAGACAAUCAUAUGGAGACCAGUGAUGAUCUAAUCCGACAUAUGCAAGAACAAUUUAAAGAAAAAGCUCGCAAAACUGAGUCAGUCUAUUAUGCAGCAACUGAUGUGGUAAUCCUUAGAUUCAUGAUUGAGGUGUGCUGGGCACCGAUGUUAGCUGCCUUCAGUGUUCCUCUUGAUCAAAGUGAUGAUGAAGUUGUAAUAGCUUUGUGUCUUGACGGCUUCCGCUAUGCUAUUCAUGUUACUUCUGUAAUGUCCAUGAAGACUCAUAGAGAUGCUUUUGUGACUUCAUUAGCAAAGUUUACUUCCCUGCAUUCUCCUGCUGAUAUAAAGCAGAAAAAUGUAGACGCAAUCAAGGUGAUAGUUACUAUUGCUGAUGAGGACGGGAAUUACUUACAAGAAGCUUGGGAGCAUAUCUUGACCUGUGUUUCCCGAUUUGAGCAUCUACAUCUUCUUGGAGAGGGGGCUCCACCAGAUGCCACAUUCUUUGCUUUUCCUCAGAAUGAUUCUGAAAAUGUAAAGCAGGUGAAAUCAACUAUCCUUCCUAUUUUGAAGAAGGGACCUGAGAGGAUGCAGUAUGCAGCUGCCACGGUGAUGCGGGGUUCAUACGAUAGUGCUGGAAUUGGCUCUAAUGCUUCUGGGGCCAUCACAUCAGAACAGGUGAACAAUCUAGUGUCUAAUUUGAAUAUGCUGGAACAAGUUGGUAGCUCAGAAAUGAAUCGCAUAUUCACUCGGAGUCAGAAGUUGAACAGUGAGGCCGUAAUAGAUUUUGUUAAGGCUUUAUGCAAGGUCUCCAUGGAGGAACUGAGAUCCCCGUCUGAUCCACGGGUGUUCAGCCUUACAAAGAUAGUUGAGAUUGCGCACUAUAAUAUGAACCGUAUCAGGCUUGUGUGGUCAAGCGUCUGGCAUGUUCUCUCAGAUUUCUUUGUAACCAUUGGCUGUUCUAGAAACCUUUCAAUUGCAAUUUUUGCAAUGGAUUCCUUGCGUCAGUUGUCAAUGAAAUUUCUUGAGCGGGAAGAGUUGGCUAAUUAUAAUUUUCAAAAUGAAUUUAUGAAGCCUUUCGUCAUUGUUAUGCGAAAGAGUAGCGCUGUUGAAAUUAGAGAACUUAUUAUCAGAUGUGUUUCUCAAAUGGUUUUAUCUCGUGUCAACAAUGUCAAAUCAGGAUGGAAGAGCAUGUUCAUGGUAUUCACAACAGCAGCAUAUGAUGACCACAAAAACAUUGUACUCUUGGCUUUUGAAAUUAUUGAGAAAAUUAUUCGAGAUUACUUUGCAUACAUCACUGAAACUGAAACCACCACCUUUACAGAUUGUGUGAAUUGUCUAAUUGCAUUCACCAAUAGUAGGUUUAACAAAGAGAUUAGCCUAAAUGCCAUUGCUUUUCUUGAAUUCUGUGCAACAAAACUAGCAGAAGGAGAUCUUGGCUCUUCGUCAAGGAAUAAAGACAAGGAAACUUUUGGAAAGAUUUCUGCACCUUCACCUCGACGAGGAAAAGAGGGAAAAAUUGAUAAUGGAGAGGUGACAGACAAGGAUGAUCAUCUCUAUUUGUGGUUUCCUUUAUUGGCUGGUUUGUCUGAGCUUAGCUUUGACCCUAGGUCUGAGAUAAGGCAGAGUGCCUUGCAAGUCCUGUUUGAAACCUUACGCAACCAUGGCCGCCACUUUUCACUACCUUUAUGGGAAAGAGUAUUUGAAUCAGUCCUAUUUCGAAUAUUUGAUUAUGUUCGUCAUUCUAUUGAUCCUUCAGGGAGUAGCUCACAGGUCAAUGAAGUAGAGACUGACGGUGAGCUUGAUCAAGAUGCAUGGCUUUACGAGACAUGCACAUUAGCCCUCCAAUUGGUGGUAGAUCUUUUUGUUAACUUUUAUAACACAGUCAAUCCACUUUUAAGAAAGGUGCUCAUGCUCCUUGUAAGCUUUAUACAGCGCCCUCAUCAAAGCCUGGCUGGCAUUGGUAUUGCCGCAUUUGUUCGUCUGAUGAAUAAUGCUGGGGAGCUGUUUUCUGAUGAGAAUUGGUUAGAAGUGGUUUUCUCACUAAAAGAAGCAGCAAAUGCAACAGUCCCUAACUUUUCAUUCCUUGACAGUGGGGAGUUUGUGAAUAGAAAUCAUGAACAUGCUUCAACAGAUAAAGUUGACAGGGAUCCUGCUGAAUCUGGCUCACCUGAUAAUUUAGAAAGCCUGAGGACUCGUCGACUUUAUGCAUAUUUAUCUAAAGCAAAAUGCCGAGCUGCUGUUCAACUUUUAUUGAUUCAGGCGGUGAUGGAGAUCUAUAACAUGUACCGUUCUCAACUUUCAGCAAAAUCCACACUAGUCCUGUUUGAUGCUUUGCAUGAUGUGGCAUUACAUGCUCACAAGAUUAACAGCAAUGUUAUUUUACGUUCAAAGUUACAAGAGUUUGCCUCUAUGACCCAAAUGCAAGACCCUCCACUUUUACGCCUUGAGAAUGAGUCCUACCAAAUAUGCCUCACAUUUUUAGAGAACCUAGUUGUGGACAGGCCUCCUAAUUAUGAGGAGGCUGAGGUUGAGACUCAUCUCGUUCAGCUUUGUCAGGAGGUCUUGGAGUUUUAUAUUGAAGUUACAGCUUCUGGAAGAGUAUCUGAAUCUUCUUAUGGUAGACAGCAACAUUGGUUGAUUCCUCUAGGCUCUGGGAAGCGAAGAGAAUUGGCUGCACGUGCGUCGCUUGUUGUAGCUACACUUCAGGCUAUUUGUAAUUUGGGAGAUAUUAAUUCCGAGAAGAACAUGGCUCAUUUUUUCCCUCUUCUCUCAAGCUUGAUAAGUUGCGAACAUGGCUCAACUGAGGUCCAAGUGGCUCUCAGUGAUAUACUUAGUUUAUCAGUUGGUCCUGUUUUGCUACGUUCAUGUUGAUGAUCUCUUGGGAAAAGAUUGACUCGGCAUUUUGAGAUGUAGAAUAUUUUUGUCUAAAUCUUUUUGUUCAUAUUUUCCUCCUCUCCUUUAACUUGGAUACAGAAAUAUAGUGUGAUAAUGUGUGGGAAGUUACUAGUGAUUUUGAGUAUAGAUAAUUCUAGAAGCCGAGGUUUUCCAAUCAGAAUUUAUCUGUAUAACCAGGAGGUUUAAUGUUGUAUGCUUUAGUUUAUGAAAAG
This is a messenger RNA of Gastrolobium bilobum, 5729 nucleotides long. RefSeq names its product brefeldin A-inhibited guanine nucleotide-exchange protein 2-like. The transcript has 11 exons. The coding region runs from base 142 to 5493 and encodes 1783 amino acids. Gene Ontology annotation, cellular component: trans-Golgi network. The record is from RefSeq and is a predicted model, not a curated record. Gene Ontology annotation, biological process: regulation of ARF protein signal transduction. Lineage: Eukaryota; Viridiplantae; Streptophyta; Magnoliopsida; Fabales; Fabaceae. Gene Ontology annotation, molecular function: guanyl-nucleotide exchange factor activity.